AUGAGAAACCGGCUGCGGUUCAUUCAGUGGGGCGUGGUCGUGCGUGUUUAUGUUUUGUUUUAGAUUCUGCCUGCGCCAGUCGUCAACAGGUGAACAGGUUCGGGUUCGGACUCGGACACGGACUCUGACGGACGGAUGGAGGCGCUACCCGACCAGCUGGAGGAGUACCUGCCACCUGCGCGCCGUGGCCCGCUGUUGCCGAGGACCAGCAACAAGCCGCUCUUCCAGCGCAAACUGGCACUCGUGCUGGACGCCUUCAUUCUCAACCCAGAUUCCCAGUCGCCGGACGCGUUCGACGCCACUGCCACUGGAAUGCGCACGCAACUGCUGCAGCGACUAAACUCGUCUUUCGACACGUGUCCGUUCACCCUGCAGCGCCUGUCCGAGCUGCUGACGACGCCGAGGCAGCAGUACAACUAACCGCAUCGAUAAGUUCUGGUUGUCAGCGGCAACGAUCCUCCGCAGGUCACGGCCAACGGUCUGUCCGAGGACAACGGCCUCGAGGCCCCCGAGCCCAAGAAGCCGCGCAUUGAGGAAGUCGAGGAGAAGCUGGACACGGAGACUGCCGUCAAGAAGCAAAAUGGCGACCACGUCGAAGACAAGAAAGACGAGGAAGAACCUGCCAAAGAACCUGAAGUGGAUGGUGAGAUGAACGAGGAAGCCUCCAAGCCAGAGGCUGAACCUGUGGAACCUCAGGUUGAAACCGAGACUGCCGAAUCUCCGAAGGAAGCUGCGGAAGAACCCAAAAUUCCAAAUGAGUCUGAAACGCUGCCAGCUGAAGCUGAGAAGCAAGAAGAGCCUGUGGCUGUGUCUGAAGACCAAGAGAUGCCUUAGGUGGAAAAAGAGGCGCCGUUGGUCUCUCCCGAGAAGGAUUUGAGUGACGAAAGGUGUCGAGAGCACUCGAAACUAAGGACGUGCCAAUGCCAACGGAGGAGCAGAGCUGAUUUGCUUUUACUCGCGUGGACAAUUCUCUGACACUUAAUUUAUUUUCUGAUGCCGCUCCGAACUGAGCCUCUAUUAACUCUCACAAACCGUCGAAUUUAGCAGAAGAAUGACACGUAACACGUUUUGUGUUGAACAACGGUGGUGGGCAAUGCAACCCCGUAAUAUUAGUUUCUUAGUGCUUACGCGUUACGCUGCGAAACAUUUAUUUUUAUCUCACCUGUAUUCUAAUAAAGAGAGACAGCUGCUCA
Messenger RNA from Cloeon dipterum, 1193 nucleotides. RefSeq names its product serine/threonine-protein phosphatase 4 regulatory subunit 2-like. Gene Ontology annotation, molecular function: protein phosphatase regulator activity. Bases 136 to 420 code for a protein of 94 amino acids. The record is from RefSeq and is a predicted model, not a curated record. Lineage: Eukaryota; Metazoa; Arthropoda; Insecta; Ephemeroptera; Baetidae. The transcript is spliced from 3 exons. Gene Ontology annotation, cellular component: nucleus; protein phosphatase 4 complex; cytoplasm.